AUGCCGCCUUACCUUAACGAUAUUCUUCACACCUGGCGACAUGACCGUCGCGCGCGCGCCCAGAGCGAUGAUAUCAAUCUGGGUGACUCUUCUGAUGAUCUUUCGGGUGAUUUAGAGGGUGUUGACUUCGCGGACUUCAUGCCUCCGCUCGAUACAGAAGAGCAGCACUUGCCGCCACUGCCUGCUGUAGAGCAUGAAGCCAACGAGUCUUCCGCUCGUGAUGCCGGCGCGCCUCCUCGCAGCGUUCGUGAUAAUGUUGUUGUUCAAAGGCCCAAGAAGAAGAAGAAGAAGAAGAAGAAGAAGAAGACGAAGAAGACGACAACGGCGACGAAGAUAACGAGGAGGAGGAGGAGAUGGAAGACGCCGCGCCGUCUAGCCGGCCGGCUGCUGAGCGUGGCGUGCCGGCGCUGCGCGCCGACACAGAGCAGAGCCGUGGCCCUGCGCUGUCUGUAU
This is a messenger RNA of Emericellopsis cladophorae, 453 nucleotides long. RefSeq lists its product as uncharacterized. The annotation marks the transcript as partial. The transcript has a single exon. NCBI's taxonomy places the organism in Eukaryota, Fungi, Ascomycota, Sordariomycetes, Hypocreales, Bionectriaceae. The record is from RefSeq and is a predicted model, not a curated record.